GCAGGGAGGUUUGUCUAUCCAGUAUCCAGGAGAGACGGUGAGAGCUCACCGUUAAAGACCUUACAGCCGAGAGGCUGUGUCUCUCUCUCUGUUAUCCAGGAGAACGGAUGUGGCGAGGGGUUUUUCUGAGGUGCACUACGGCUUCUGGUCUCCCCAACAGACACUGCUGCUGUUCAUGCCGGACAGGGCCGUGAGAAUGGGGUAAAUAUCAUGGAGUGUCUGCUGGAGUGAGCGGUGUUGUAUUGGAGAAUUGGAUCUCAGAAUGGGAAGGUGAUUGCAGUGCCUGUUCUCCCUCCUUCCUGUUAACUGGCGAUUGGUGUAGCUUCAUGCCAAAUGGCACAGGAUACCAGAGUGAUGACCUUCUACAUGGAACUGAGAACGGAUCCUCGUGGCUGUUGUGCCACCGCACCUCCAGGAUCAGCGUGCCAUGAUGGGCCGAACACUGCACAACCCGAUGCCAAUGCCCAGUCGCCAUGCUUGCUUUCGCCCAUCGUGCCAUCCUAUACGCAGCGGCGCAGUCUGCCUCCAGAUAUGAAGAUGGAUUUCCUGGGCUUUCCUGGUUGUAAGAAGGGCACAGCGUCACUCAUUCGCACACAGUCAGACACCAAUCCUUUUCGGGAAAUUGCCCCAACCAACCCUGGCAGGUCUACUGCUCCGACCUCUCCGGUAUGCAUCAGGACUCAGUCGUUCUGCCCAGUUAGCUUGGAGAAUACAGUGCGGAAGCUGGGUGGUGACACCAGCGGUAGAAGCUCAGUAGCUACAUUCAGCUAUAUUGAAAAGGCCAGAGUUAAAACUGUUGUGAACCCUUUCAAUGUGUCUGUGCUUCCUCAGGGAUUGAAGCCGACUUCCGUCGGCCAGGAACCCUCUACUGGGUGGAAAAGCCCCCAAGCUGCCCACAGAGUCUCUCAACGGAUGGUAUCAAAGCCAACUCGGAUGGAGAAUUUUGACAUGUGUGUGAGCACAGUGUCUGUGGGAAGCUACAGAGAGCCAUCGAAUGGCCUCAUUUCCACUCGGAGCUUGCUUUCAUCGGUUGGGAGUGUGAGCCCACGGUAUUCUGAUGCUGCAGCUCAUAGUCCACGUCCUGGAUGGAAACGACCGCAGUCCGGCAAUGAACGGUCUCAAGGGUAUGCUUCAAAGCAAAUCCCUACCGAGACUCUGGAUGGGGGAACAAGUCUAAUGACUGUGACUACCCCCAGUAAAUCAUCGAGUAACCACAGCAGUGCUGCCAUUCCGAGUGUGAAUCCCAUAGGAAGAGAAUCCCCAAACAGCCCAGGCCUCAGACAGGCUGAGCCUUGCAUGCUGGUUGGGGAACAUUCUGAACGUGCACAGCGGAUUGCAAAAGCCAGGCGGGAAUUCUUUUACGGAACAUCAGAGCCACAGAUCCCUGAGGAUAAAGGUGACUCUAAAAUCCGGCAGGUGCCGGUGAAUCCGGACAACACCAUAACCAGGGAGACAGUGGAGACCAAAUACCAGGGAGCCUUGGCCAAUGGGUAUCUCGAGGUACAACUGGGCUUGGUCAGUCAAGGCUCAGCCAAGGUAGUUAAUGAUCCGAGUGCACCUUUGUCAAAUGGGACUUCCACGGAUUCCAAAGCAAAAGACCACCCUCGAGCGAUGAAGUACUCUGAGACGGAUCUAGACGCUGUGCCCAUCAGGCGUUACCAGGAGACCAACCUGGAUGAAGUCAUGGCAGAUUACAAUAUAACCACUGCACACGAGUCUGACAGUCCUCACUACCCAAAUUCGACAGUUGGUACUGUUAGGAUAGACCCUCCCAUUCCUUCAGGAAGCUUCAGGCAAGAUGGGACCACUGGGAAUCAUGGGGAAUGCAGAGAAGAGCAAUCAAAAGCUGCUGAGGGUGAUGUGUUCUCCGAAAUGUCCUCUGCUGCUGAAGAGAGAUUCUCCACCUGCAGGUCACCAGAGGUAGAGGUGAAGAAUCUGCCUCCACCAGUUGCUUCAAUUCAUUUUGCACGAAGCCUCUCUGAAGAAGGCACUGACAGCUUCAGCAAGCAAUUCGAAUCAAUCCUGGAGUCCCACCGUGCCAAGGGCACCUCUUAUACCAGCCUAGACUCUGUGGAAACCCUGCCUUCUCCCAAAAAGAACCAUGGGAAUUAUUUCACCUUUGACUUCCCAAGCCUGACCUCCAAAAUCCAGGACCAGAUUAAAGAGAACGCCCAACUGAUUGAGGAGGAGUUUGUGUCAUGGUCAAGUACUGAUGGUGAGUGCUGCGUGAACUCAGCCAAGGACUCUGAUUGGCCAGACAGCCCCAGGUGUAAGACAACCAGAGCAGACAGGAAGCUGGGAGUCAAUACAAUGGUGGGCUACAGUAAAUCCGAGAACAUUCUCACCAGGUCCCAGCUGUACGCCGAGGACAACCUGCUCAAAAGGUUGCUUGUGGUUGGAGGUGAUGAACCAAAGUCAGACUAUACCUCAAGGUGCUGCUGGUCCAUUGCAAAAGAGGGAAGAGGAAGCUUCAGAUGUGAUCCCAGCGACAGCAAUUUGAACCACUUGGUGAUGGACUCGGAGUCCGAGAUGGACAGCACCGAACAGUUGGCACUGGGGAGCACCGAUACCUUGGCCAAUGGCAGCAAGACUGACCAGGAGGCUGCCAAGCGAUUGGCCAAACGCCUGUAUUACCUUGACGGGUUCAAGAGGUCCGACGUAGCUCGACAUUUGGGCAAAAAUAAUGACUUCAGUAAGAUGGUGGCUGAGGAAUACCUGAGGUUUUUUGACUUCACGGGAAUGAGUCUGGAUCAAGCUCUGAGAGCUUUCUUGAAGGAGUUUGCACUAAUGGGAGAGACACAGGAGAGGGAGCGAGUGCUGAUCCACUUUUCACACAGAUACCACCAGUGCAACCCUGGGGCCAUAUCUGCAGAGGAUGGUAUACAUACACUAACCUGUGCACUGAUGCUGCUUAAUACGGAUCUCCACGGGCACAACAUUGGCAAAAGGAUGUCUUGUUCCGAUUUCAUCGGGAACCUGGAAGGUCUGAAUGAUGGGAAAGAUUUCCCAAAGGAACUGCUCAAGGUUCUGUACAGCUCGAUAAAGAAUGAAAAGUUACAGUGGACAAUUAAUGAGGAGGAGCUGCGCAAAUCCCUGUCUGAGCUGGCAGACGAGAGGACAGAUCCCAGCCUGAAGGCGAUGAAUAGGAUCAGUGGAGGGAGUAACCCAUUCCUGGACAUUGUUCAAGACCCCAAAGCGGCCACGUACAAGCAUGGCUUCCUGGUGCGCAAGGUUCACGCGGAUUCCGAUGGGAAGAAAACUCCCCGAGGGAGAAGAGGCUGGAAGACCUUCUAUGCUGUGUUAAAAGGAAUGAUCCUCUACUUACAAAAGGAUGAGUACAAGUCUGACAAACAGUUGUCAGAAGAUGAUCUGAAGAACGCCAUCAGCAUCCAUCACUCCUUGGCUAUCCGGGCAGCAGACUACAGCAAGAAGCCCAAUGUCUUCUACCUGAAGACAGCUGAUUGGAGAAUCUUCCUUCUCCAAGCUCCAAAUGCAGAGCUGAUGCAGUCCUGGAUCACACGCAUAAACCUGGUGGCAGCCAUGUUCUCUGCGCCUCCCUUCCCAGCAGCCAUUGGUUCUCAGAAGAGGUUCAGCCGUCCACUCCUUCCCACCACACUGACCAGGCUCUCGCUGGAGGAGCAGGUAAAGGCUCAUGACACCAGACUCAAAGCGAUGGCUGUGGAUCUGACCGAGCAUCGAUCGUAUCCUCCUGACAAGAAAGUGAAGGGUAAAGAGCUGGAUGAGUAUAAACAGAAGGAGGAAUACCUGGAGUUUGAGAAAAUGAGGUUCAGCACAUACAUCUCGCUGCUGCGCGCCAAGCUGAAAGCAGGAACGGACGAUCUGGACAAGUUUGAAUCCGCUCUGUUUGACACCAUCGAGAACGAAGGGAAUGGCCUGACAAAAUCCCACUCCAGCCCAUCCCUGCACCAGGAGCCACCGGUCAUGGCCAUCCGAGUCAAACGCAACACAUCGGAACGUCGGAGUUACCGGCCCUCCACCAACACCAAGCACAAGCUAUAACUAGCUUGUUUAGUCAGGGUUUGCACUGAGACUAGCACGGUGUACGUUCAGUUACAACUUCUGACUGUAGUGUAGUGCCAGUGGUAGCUGUUCGUGGUCGUUGGCACAUGCAUAGUUCAGGGGCUGGUUGGUGCAAAAAGUUGGCUCCCUUUCCAAAGGACUGGAGUUGCAGGGAUUGAGGUACAGCUCCGAAAGGGGCACCGAUACUGUGGUGUCAUGGACAGCGAGCCUGUUUACUAGUUGCACCAUAGCAGGGGCAUGACCAUGGUUGCAUGUGCCAAGCAUGGCAGGAGCCACCCACCAGCAGGUCUUGAAGCGUCAUCUACUUUACUCUGACUCCCUGACGGUAACUCAUGCCAUGGCUCUGAUCUUGUCCCUUGAGCAUGUGAGAGGGAAGGGGGCCGGUGGCAAACGAGGAGGCCCGAGCCAUGCCUCUCAACAGCUGUAUUUCCACGGGACAGAUGGAUAGAGCUAUAUAAAUGCAUAUAAUAUAUUCCUUUAGGAUAAGGUGGCAUUGCGAGGAGCUUGGCAAUGCCACAGGUAAGGAGCAGCAGGCUGAGCUGGUUCGGAAUCUCGUCGGGACCCACUAGCGGGAUGCUGCCACUUCGUUGCCAUUUCCUCCAUCAUUGCCAGCAGAGGUUAAGGAGUUGGAGUUCUCCCACUACCACACUCCUUUGUGCGGCAUUCCCUGAUGAUCGCAAGUGAUGAGUUACGGUAGCCGCCACACAGAUAGUUUAUUUAUGUUGUGUCUCUCAUUCCUUUCCCCUCCAUCCAAGCUGUUCGCAUCUGCUUCCCAUCUCCUCCCACACACUUCCCUCCCAUAAAUGUUAAAUUACAAUGUGUAAAAGUCAGAAUCAAUUGAAUGUGCGUUUCAUAAAAUUCAUACUGACAAUGAAUCAUAGGCUGUUUUUAAAAAACUCGUUUUAGUGUACAUGAUAAAUGUUACACUGUUUAUUUAUACAGCAGUAUACCGGAUUAAUCUCAUUCCUUCUGUCUUUCCUGAAACAAAAUUAAAAAUGACCCCUGUUCUAAUCAGUAGAUACAUUUUAAGGCCAUGAAACCAACAAUAAUCUAAAGACUUCAAACAAGGGAACCAGGUCCCAUUGUAGAGUAGAUCUGGACUUUGUACUGUGCCCUAUACAACCUAGAAAUGUGGGAACUGAACAAAACCCCUUGGGUGAUUUUCACCAUUCAGUAUGACCAAACUCCCAUUUGUCCUACGUCCCUUAUUAUCUUUGACUAACAAUCUAUUGACCCCAUUCCCAAAUGGGCAACUGACCAAUUGGCAUCAGGUGGAGUUUCUGAACUUGUACUGUUUUCAUUUCCCAGGACUUGGAAGGGGUGUGAUGUUAAACUGUGUGCCCACUCACUCUUGUCUGCUUUACACCACCAUAUAGAGUCCAGAUCGACUCCCCAGAAGGUUACUGUUGGGUUGCUGCUGGAUUGUGACGCUCUAAGAGUGGGUGUUUUCAUUGGACUCUUAAGUAUUGCUGUGGUAGGGCUGGGGAGACAUAGAAAGCAUUUUCUGUUGUGGGUGAGCCACUCAUUUGUAUGAGGGGGGAGGAUGGAUGGGUAGGACCAGGGUUUGGUAAGGAGGGAGGCCAGCUGGGGUGAGAAAGGCGCUAGUAUGCUCAGGGAGGGGUGAGGACCUCCGUCAUCCCCCUCAGGUGUCCCAUAGAUCUGGGGGCAAUGUCUUUCGCCUUGGAUUGUGUUACUGCUGGAAACCCUGUAGCCAUUACGUUGUUCCUCUGGAGAAGUGGUAUCUGUGGGUUUGCUAUUAAGACUGUUCCUCGCCUUGUUAGUCACAUAGAGAUUAUUCACAGGCUGAAUAUCCAUAUCGUCUCAAAUAAGACAGUCAGUCUCAGGGGACAUGAACUUCUAUACUGUGUGUUACCGGCAGAUAUUGUUCAAGCCUAGGGUUCCUAAUGUUAAAUUUGCUGUUUUAUCAAAGGUGAGCUUUUUUUUUUCGAAAAAUGACAGAGAUAAAUGUGUUAAUGCUUCCUUUGAAAUAGUGGUUGGGGUGGAUGACUUUUGGGCCAGAAUUAGAUCAUUUCGCCGUGAUGUAAACCCAGAAUAGGACUUGGGUUUUAUCAUGUUUGCUGUGGGUUGUUCAACCACUGGUCCUAUGAAGGCACUUGAAUUACGUCAACUAUAAGGUGAUGUGGUGGCUCAGUGGUUAGCGCUGCUGCCUCACAGCGCCAGGGACCUGAGUUCGAUUCCAACCCUGGACGUUUGUCUGUGUGGAGUUAGCACGUUCUCCCCGUGUCUGCGUAGCUUUCCUGAGGGUGCUCCAGUUUCCUGCCACAGUCCAAAGAUGUGGAGGUUAGAUGGAUUGGCUGUGCUAAAUUACCCCGUAGAGUCCAGGAUGGUUGGGUUAGCUAUGGAAAGGGAUGGGGUGGGUCUGGGUGGGAUGCUUUUCAACCUGAUGGACUGAAUGGCCUGCUUCCACAUAGUAGGGAUUCUGUGAGACUAAAAUCUAACUCAAUCAAAGCUGAUUUUGUUUUCUGCGUAGCAGUACAGCAUGGAGAUAGAUGUUCUGCUAUGUGCAAUAAAACGUUCCAAGGUGCCCCCCAAGGGUGAAAUGGAACAAAGUUUGAUACUGAGCCACACAGAGAUAUUAGGUCAGACAACUGAUGGGUUGGUUCUAGAGGUAGGUUCUAGAAGAGUGGAGAUUUGUAGGGAAUGUACUCCAGAGCUUGAGGCCCAAGCAGCUCAAGUUUAAGCCAUCAAUGGUGGGUCAAUAAAAACAGGGCAUACACAAGAGAGCAGAAGUGGAGGGGCACUGAUAUCACAGACAGUUGUGAGACUGAAGGAGACUAUGGAGGUAGGGAGGGAUGAAGCAAUGGGAGGAUUUGAAGUCAUGAUGUUGCUUGACCAGGAGCCAGGUUAGACCAAUGAGCACGGGGGUAAUCAGAGAACAAGACUGGCUUUGACUUUAGACUCAGCGUUUAAGUUGCAGGACGGCAGAAUGUAGGAGACCAGUCCAGAGUGCAUUGGAGGAGUUGAGCCUGGAAAGCAGACAUGAGGAAUGUUGGAGCAGCCAACGUCCUAUUGAAUGGCAGAGCAGGCUCAAGGGGCUGAAUGGCCUAUUUCUGCACCUGUUUCAAGUGAAAGUAACAAAAGUUGCAAAUGAAUGUUUCAGAACCAGGUUGGGUGGGGAUGGGGCAGAGUCAUGGGGAUGUCACAGAGGUGUUCUGAGUUAUGGCACAAAUAUGAAAUGUGAUGGGAAACAAUGAGAAAAGACUGAUAGCAGCUGGAAAUGGGAAAACAAAGAAGGAAUUGGAAACAGCAGAUUAGGCAGUGUCUGUAAAACCGAAAUUAGGAAGAUGUUCAGAAGUUAAAACAUUGAUAUCUGAAUUUCUGCACACGCUCGCUUGAAUUGGGGAGAAUGACAGGCAGCUUUAGCCCAAAUUUGUUCUUUCCAAUUCAUUCAUUCACUCCAGUUUGACCAUACACUGUAGGAGUCUGUCAUUCUGGAUGCUGUUACAGAGUGGGAUUAAGGCAUGCUGUUGGGAAGAUGCCAAAUGUCACCUUUGUUUGUGACAUAUGUGGUGCGGGAAGUCAAAAACGUUUGCACUGUUGAACACCAACGUCCUUCUGUAGUAGCGAGAACAAAAAUCACAUGGUCAGCUAAUAAAAAGAAUUCUAUGAAUGGACCAGUUACAAUAAAUCUAGUCAAUUGGUGGCUCAACUUCUGAAUUGGAAGCACACUGCUACCAUUUUAUUUCUUUAAGAUACGACUCAGACAAACUUAAACUAAAAACUCUUAAUGAAUGUUAAUAAUUAUUUAAAGAUGACAACUGUUGUAAAACUCAAGGAAUAGUGUUAAAUAAACAGAUGUUACAUUUAAAGUGAAAA
Stegostoma tigrinum is the source of this 7878-nucleotide messenger RNA. RefSeq names its product PH and SEC7 domain-containing protein 1-like. Gene Ontology annotation, biological process: regulation of ARF protein signal transduction. The record is from RefSeq and is a predicted model, not a curated record. Bases 334 to 4020 code for a protein of 1228 amino acids. The transcript has 19 exons. NCBI's taxonomy places the organism in Eukaryota, Metazoa, Chordata, Chondrichthyes, Orectolobiformes, Stegostomatidae. Gene Ontology annotation, molecular function: protein binding; phospholipid binding; guanyl-nucleotide exchange factor activity.